Trichobilharzia regenti is the source of this 2094-nucleotide messenger RNA. Lineage: Eukaryota; Metazoa; Platyhelminthes; Trematoda; Strigeidida; Schistosomatidae. The record is from the annotation of a GenBank genome assembly.
AUGGAAACUAUAAAGGAAAAUCCUGAUGAUACAACUCCAAAACCGCGUCCUUCUUGUCUAAAAGUUCCAACCUUUCAUAUUGAACCUUAUAGAUCUUCAUCUACUAUCAAUGAUUUUGAUCCAGUAUACAACUAUAGUAAUGCAGAUGGAGAUGAUGUAGAAGUUGAAAUUGAUUUAGAGAAGUUAUCGCCUCCACUACCACCAGAUGGAGGUUGGGGUUGGUUAAUUGUAUUCGGAAGCUUUUUAUGCAUGGUACUUGUGGAUGGAAUGUGCUUUUCUUAUGGAAUAUUUCUAAGUGAAUUAGAAGAAACAUUUGCUGCUUCAAAAACUCAGAUGACAUUAGGUGGAUCCCUGUUGACUGGUUUCUAUUUUAUGGUUGGUCCCCCUGUAAGUGGUCUGUUAAACAGAUUUGGUUCAAGAGAAAUUGUUUUUGUUGGCACGUUAAUCUCAACAGUGUCAAUUUUUACGAGUACAUUUAUUUACAACUUAAACUGGUUCAUCGUAGUGUUUGGUAUUUUCGGUGGUAUUGGUUAUGGGUGUAUAUAUCUACCAGCUGCUACGAUUGUCACUUCAUGGUUUGUGAAAAAAAGAGCAACUGUUACUGGUAUUGUUAUGGCUGGAAGCGGAAUUGGUGGUGUACUCUAUAGUCUUGUGGUUCCAUCUCUUAUUAAAUAUUAUACUUGGCGAGGUUGCAUUUUGUUAUUAGCUGGUGUGAAUUUUCAUUGUGCUGUAGCCGGUGCACUCUUUCGUCCAUUGCUUGAUUCAGAUUAUAAGCGUGAAACGGAGAACAACGAAAAUGAUACGGAAAAUAUGCUGGCGAAUUCAGUCACCAGCUCAAAGACUGAACCUUUAUUAGUGAAAAAUAUGAAUGAAUCGACAAAUGAAAUGCCAAAUUCGGUACGACAAAGCCGAGAAUUAAGUACUGUAAAUGAAGUGAAUGGCUCUGGGAUGAAUAUCACUUCAUCAAAUCGAGAGCAUAAGAUGUCAACAGUUAGACUACCACCAGAUCACAAAUCAAGUCAAUCAUCUCGUGUGAAAAGAAGAAGUACAAUUGAAGAGGAUGCUGUAAUUACCUACGGAAAUCAAAUUGUUCCAGAUGUCAAGAGUGGAGCAAAUGUACCAAUCAAUUCCACCGAAUGUUUUCCUGUUAUGAGUGUAGAGGCAGUCAAUCGGAUUGUUGGAGAUGUUCUCAGUCGUCAAGCCAUAGCAUCGACAGCAAGUCUAACAGCUCCAGACUUCUCUUCUAAACUUAGACUUUCUACUAUUUUAUCACAAAAAAAUCUCCACUCAAGUCAUGUUCAAGCAGGACCAACUGAAUCAGCAGUUGUAUACAAAAAGCCAGAUAACUUUGGAAGUACUUCCUAUUUCGCUUCUGCAGUCUCACUUAAAAUGCCACCAGGAGAACUGAGUCAACUUAAUGAUCCAUCUGUCUGCCAGGCUAUUGUAGAUGAACUACAAAAAGAGAUUUCUAGACCAGCCUACAAAAAAGAUUUAUUUCUUAGUGGAAGCCUUAUACAUAUUAAUGAAUUUUUAUCUACUACUGAUGUAGCUUCAUAUAUUCGAUCGGUGACAAUUCCAGCUGAAGAGAUGAAUAUAGAUCGACCGAUAUGGUCUAUGAUUAAAAAUGUUUUGGGCUUAGAAUUAUUAAAGAGUCCAACGUUUGUACUGUUAUCGAUUUCUAGUGUAUUAAGUAUGAUUGGCUACUGUGUACCGGCAAGUGAAGCAUCUGCAUCAUAUCUGUUAGCUUAUCUCAGUGGUCUGAAUACAUUUGGAAGAAUACUGACAGGUUGGCUAUCUGAUCAACCAUGGGCCAAUGUUCUAUAUAUCAAUAAUGUUUCACUAGUCGUCUCUGGCAUACUCACUUCAUUAGUCCCUUUGUUCAAAGUGUAUGAUGCACUGAUAGGUUAUGCAUGUGUUUAUGGAUUUACGAUAUCUGCAUUCAUAUCUGUGCGAACAAUACUCAUUGUUCGAGUACUUGGUUUAGACCGACUUACCAAUGCCUUUGGAUUUAUGUUAUUAUUUCAAGCUUUUGCAUAUAUUGGUGCACCACCAGCCUUCGGUGCUUUGUAUGAUCGACACAGAACUUUGAUUUAA